Messenger RNA from Drosophila guanche, 931 nucleotides. RefSeq lists its product as uncharacterized. The transcript is spliced from 2 exons. The record is from RefSeq and is a predicted model, not a curated record. Lineage: Eukaryota; Metazoa; Arthropoda; Insecta; Diptera; Drosophilidae. The coding region runs from base 119 to 871 and encodes 250 amino acids.
UCUCCACAUCAUAUUCAAGUAUUGUACACAGAAAAUUUGGGAAAAAUUCAACCAAAAAUUUAAAGUAAUUAAGAACAACUUUUGCAAGACAAAAUCUUUAGUAAAUCGAAAUUAGAUAAUGUCGAGGCUUACAUUAGCUGCGGAGGAUGUACGCGAAGGAAGUGUGGCACAGGCACGUGCGCAUAAUGCCGUGAUUUGUAUUCCGCCCCGUCAGGCUCCACCCACUCCACCGGCAGCACCACUCGCCCAGGAAGGCUCUGCUCCCGCGCUGCUGCCCAUCCUCGACUAUUUGCGUGAGCUGCUGAUCAAUCCCGAACCCUUGGACCUCACACUGGACAUUGCCGACCACAGACACCUGCUGUACGAGAGCAUCCUCAUGGUUGUGGACAUACUAAGCAAUGUGAUUGAGGCAAUGGCAAGGCAUGCCCUCUUGAGUCUGGAUGACCAGUAUAACUUCCUGAGAUUGUGCACACUGUACUUUGCGGCCUACGACAUAGAGAACUCUCUACGCCGCACCAUGGACGCAUUGGGAAACUUUGAUAUUCCGACCGAUAACUAUUCGGUUUAUACGUGGCCCCGGCACUAUGCAGAGGUGACACUUGGCACAAAUUCUGCCCAAUCCAGUCCAUAUCUCUGGCGGAACGCGUACCUCUUUACACCCCACCUGGGACCACAUUACUUUGAAAGAGGCCUGGGACACCGAGAUGCGCUCAUGGCGACGGGAUACUGGAAUGAAAAUGACGCACCCGACAACGAGGCGGAAGGCCAUAACAAUGGCGUUUCGGAAGAAGACGAAGACGAGAACAAUGAAGAAUAUGAGGCUCCUUCUUGCAUGGUGAACGAAAAUAUCUAUGUACCUCCGCGACAUUGAGGACAUUUAACACUUGUUUUCGAUCCCUGUAUAAAUCUAAUGUAGUUCUGUAUCUAGUAA